AUGAUUUUGCAAGCUCUCCUGGCGUUUGCAACGCUGGGACUUGCUGUCGACUAUCCAGUCGUCUCUUUGUUCAUUCCAAACGCCGACCCCCAAUCCUUGUUGGGCGAAGUUUUGGCAGCGCAAUCAGCAACAACUACAUACAGCAUCAAUUGCCCACCCGGCAGAACUAAUAGCACAGAAUGCGGUAUGGGCCCUGGCCUAUUUUUGACCGCAGCCCCAACAAGUGUCGAAUAUUUGAUAAGUGCUGAAUAUGACAACGUAUACAAUCACGUUGUCUGCGAUGUGACCGAUCUCCCCACCGGGGCUUAUACUUGUACAGGCACUGUUACUGGGAAGGGGGCCAAUACGCCCGGAACCAGCACCUCAACCGUCGCUUGGGACCAGAUAUCGCUGUUGCCGGUUACCAUAACUUCCACUGCUGACCCGGUCGCAUCAACAGCAAAUGGGUCCAUUUCUACAAGUACUAGUGAAGUUUUGUCGGGUAGCGAGACAUUACCCGCUGCCACCGUCGUCACUACCCCCGCGGCGGGUACGGCUGCUGCUACCUCUGUCGCGGCCACCACCCCCGUGCGAAGUGCGGCUGGAAGGUCAAAGCCUACUAGUUUUGUACUAGCUUGUGCCGCAGUUCAAGCUCUGAUGGCAUUGUUACAGUGA
Molecule: messenger RNA, 654 nt
Organism: Penicillium samsonianum
Lineage: Eukaryota; Fungi; Ascomycota; Eurotiomycetes; Eurotiales; Aspergillaceae
Exons: 3
Coding region: 1-654 (217 amino acids)
Source: RefSeq, a predicted model, not a curated record